This is a messenger RNA of Vicia villosa (hairy vetch), 885 nucleotides long. RefSeq lists its product as uncharacterized. Gene Ontology annotation, biological process: proteolysis. The transcript has a single exon. Gene Ontology annotation, molecular function: aspartic-type endopeptidase activity. The record is from RefSeq and is a predicted model, not a curated record. Bases 1 to 885 code for a protein of 294 amino acids. Lineage: Eukaryota; Viridiplantae; Streptophyta; Magnoliopsida; Fabales; Fabaceae.
AUGCCCUCAUAUGCUAAGUUCCUAAAAGAAAACUUAUCGAAUAAAAAGAAAUUAGAAGAGAAUGAGACCGUAACACUCACUGCUGAAUGUAGUGCCAUAAUUCAAAAUAAAAUGCCACCUAAGCUGAAAGACCCAGGAAGUUUCUCCAUACCCUGCAAUAUAGGAAAAUUUGUCAUAGACAAAGCUUUAUGCGACUUAGGAGCUAGUAUUAGCCUAAUGGCUUUGUCCAUUUGCGAGAAACUAAACAUGGGAGAUCUAAGACCAACCAAGAUGUCAGUACAACUUGCAGACCGAUCUGUCAAGUAUCCUGUAGGUGUUCUUGAGAAUGUACCCGUCCGCAUCGGAAAAUUCUACAUCCCUACGGAUUUCAUAAUUAUGGACAUAAAAGAAGACGUCAAUACUCCUAUAAUCUUAGGAAGACCUUUUCUAGCUACCGCUGGAGCCAUUAUAGACGUAAAGAAAGGCAAGUUGACAUUCGAAGUAGGUGACGAGAAGGUCAAGUUUAUUCUAACACAAUUCCUUCAAGCCCCAACUGUAGAAGAUACAUGUUAUCUGGUGGAUGUUAUUGAUGAAUGUAUAAGAGAGAUAGGAUUAUCGGAGGAAUCCUACUCUGAAGUUAUAAGGAUUCUGAUGCCCCUGAUUUUCGAAGAUGACAAUUGGCGUCCGGAAUAUCGAGACGAUAGUUUAAGCGAAUGCUUAGCCUUAACACCCAACCCUAUGCCUUCCCCAAAGAAACCAACCUUGGACCUUAAACCAUUUCCAAAGACUCUUAGGUAUGAAUAUCUAGACGAUGAGCUCAAAAGACCAGUAAUAGUCAAUGCAGAGCUAGGAGCCACAGAGACUGAGAAAUUAUUACAAGUUUUAGAAAGUAUCCAUCUGCGUUAG